AUGGAGGACAAAGCAAACAACAAUGCAGAGCCUCACGGCCUGGCCACGGAAGUCGAUGUGGAGAAGGCAAAUGCGCCGCCUCUAUCUAGGGUUCAGACUGAGGAUGAGUACCCGAGUGGAAUCAAGGUAUUCAUUAUUAUGAUGGCUGCGUUUCUGUCUAUGUUCCUCGUCGCCCUAGAUCGCACAAUUCUAGGAACAGCCAUCCCCAAGAUAACAGAUCAAUUCCAUUCUAUCGACGACGUUGGAUGGUAUGCGAGUGCCUAUUUGCUCACUUCAUGCGCUUUCCAACUUAUUUACGGUCGAAUCUACACCUUCUAUUCACCUAAAUGGGUCCUAUUGUGCGCCAUCGGUCUUUUCGAGCUUGGGUCAACAGUAUGUGGCGCAGCACCCACUUCCAAAGCCUUCAUCGUAGGCCGUGCGAUUGCUGGUCUCGGCUCAGCAGGUAUCCUCAGCGGUGUCAUUAACAUCAUGGUGAUAACCAUUCCCCUCCACAAACGACCUAUGUACCAAGCUGUGUUCGGUGCUGUCUUUGGUCUCGCUUCAGUCGCUGGUCCUCUCCUCGGAGGAGUCUUCACAACCAAGGUCUCAUGGAGAUGGUGCUUCUAUAUCAACCUGCCUAUCGGCGGGGUUGUCGUAGCAGUAAUUGUUCUCAUGCUGAAGGACAAACCGAGCACCAACACCGAUACCCUCAAACAACAGCUCUGGAAACUCGAUCCCUUCGGUUCCUUGGUCUUCCUGCCAGGUAUCAUCUGUCUAUUGUUGGCUUUGCAGUGGGGAGGAACAACCUACCCAUGGUCCAAUGCACGAGUCAUUGUCCUCUUCAUCAUCUCUGGCAUCCUCCUCUCCCUUUUCGUCUUCAUCCAAUUCCGCAUGGGUGACAACGCCACAGUCCCUAUCCACAUCAUCAAGCAACGCUCCGUAGCAUCUGGCGCAUACUUCUCCGUCAUGUCUCCAGGAUCCAUGAUGGUCAUGAUCUACUACCUCCCCUUAUGGUUCCAAGCCAUCAAAAACGUCACUGCCGUCCACUCAGGAAUCGACACUCUCCCACUCGUCAUGUCGCUCGUCGUAGCAUCGAUGUCCGCUGGAGCAAUCACCGCCAAGACAGGGUACUACGUAGGUCAAUUGAUCGCAUCUUCAAUCAUAAUGUCCGUCGGAGCAGGACUUCUCACUACCCUCCAAGUAGACACAGGACACGCAAAGUGGAUUGCAUAUCAAUUCCUCUACGGCUUCGGUCUCGGUCUCGGUAUGCAACAAGCCGGUAUGGCAGCCCAGACCUGUCUCAAUAAAAAGGACGUCAUGACUGGUGUUUCUCUCAUGUUCUUCAUGCAAGGUCUCGGUGGUUCCGUCUUCAUCUCGAUUUCACAGACCAUCUUCACGCAUGGCCUCAUCAAAUACCUUGGAGACAGCACAGGCAUCAGUCCUAACAUCAUCGUCAACACCGGAGCCACAGAUCUGAGAAACUUGGUACCAGCAGCAGACUUGGGAACAGUGCUGGUAGCAUAUAAUAAAGCUUUGAGCGAUACAUUCAAAGUUGGAUUGGCCUGUGCUUGUGUUACGAUUGUUGCCGGCUUUACCAUGGAGUGGAAAUCAGUCAAGGGAUUAAAGCAUGGCGGUCAGCAAUCUCCUCCCGCCGAUAACAAUAUCCCGCUGGAAGAUCAGAAGGCGCCAGCACCCAACACGGAUGAGGGUCAUGUCACAGAUACCGAGACGGCGGUAGGGAAAGAGACUCCACCUACGACGCUGAACGAUACGCCGCCAACAACGGCCGUGGAGCCUGUCAGAGAAUGA
This is a messenger RNA of Mollisia scopiformis, 1788 nucleotides long. Its product is annotated as MFS general substrate transporter. Lineage: Eukaryota; Fungi; Ascomycota; Leotiomycetes; Helotiales; Mollisiaceae. Gene Ontology annotation, biological process: transmembrane transport. Gene Ontology annotation, molecular function: transmembrane transporter activity. The record is from RefSeq and is a predicted model, not a curated record. Bases 1 to 1788 code for a protein of 595 amino acids. The transcript has 3 exons.